AUGAACUCUAGCACAGCUUUUGAUCAAAUAUACGAGCUAAAGAGCCCAUAUGGGUUCAUGCAUUCUGCUGUAGAGCCUACAGCGGUGAUCGCUGCAAAGAAAGAUCUGCUACCGUAUAUGUCCGAUGGAGUCCUGGCUUUGGUGGCUCCGGUGGUGGCUUACUGGUCUUUCUCAAUAAUAUUUCAUCUCAUCGAUACUUUGCAUUUGGCAGAAAAGUACCGGAUUCAUCCAAGUGAAGAAGUAGCUUCGAGAAACAAAGCCGGUCGUGUUGAGGUUUUAUGUGAAGUUAUCUUUCAGCAUAUUGUACAGAGUGUUGUCGGUCUAGGGUUUUUAUGGCUCGAUGAAAAGCCUCUAACUGGGUUUGAAAAUAGAGAUAUGUGGCUAUUAAGACAGCAAAUUCCAGCAGCUAUCCCUGAUGCGGCAGUUUACUAUUUCUACAUGUACGGUUUUUCAGCUUUGAAGUUGUUUGGUGGAUUUGCGAUCAUCGAUACGUGGCAAUACUGGUUGCACAGACUAAUGCACACAAACAUGACCCUAUACAAGAAAUUUCAUUCGAGACAUCACCGUUUGUACGUCCCAUACGCUUACGGUGCCUUGUAUAAUGCACCUUUGGAAGGAUUUUUGUUAGACACAUUGGGAACUGGUAUCGCUAUGUUGGUCACCGGUUUGACACAUAGAGAGCAAAUUAUUCUGUAUACCUUUGCCACCAUGAAGACUGUUGAUGAUCAUUGUGGUUAUGCGUUGCCAUUUGAUCCUUUCCAAAUCCUUUUCCCCAACAAUGCUGUCUACCACGAUAUCCAUCACCAAAAUUUUGGUAUCAAGACCAACUAUGCCCAACCAUUCUUCACUUUCUGGGAUACUUUGUUUGGCACCAAUUUCAAAGGUUUUGAAGGCUAUCAAAAGGCUCAGAGACGUGUUACGAUCGAUAAGUACAAACAGUUUUUGACCGAGAGGAAAACUAAGGCCAAGAAGUAA
This is a messenger RNA of Torulaspora delbrueckii, 975 nucleotides long. RefSeq names its product sphingosine hydroxylase (gene SUR2). Gene Ontology annotation, molecular function: oxidoreductase activity; iron ion binding. Lineage: Eukaryota; Fungi; Ascomycota; Saccharomycetes; Saccharomycetales; Saccharomycetaceae. The record is from RefSeq and is a predicted model, not a curated record. Gene Ontology annotation, biological process: lipid biosynthetic process. The transcript has a single exon. The coding region runs from base 1 to 975 and encodes 324 amino acids.